Molecule: messenger RNA, 621 nt
Organism: Adineta ricciae
Lineage: Eukaryota; Metazoa; Rotifera; Eurotatoria; Adinetida; Adinetidae
Source: the annotation of a GenBank genome assembly
AUGGGCUCGACAUCUAACUUUCUUCUUACAUACGUCGCGUUGUGUGCAUCGGAUGGUGUAGGUGUUGGCACGUCUCAGCCGUCGAAAGAUGGCUGGGUACCGAAAUUCGCUUCGUUAAUUAAUGCACAACAAACCGUAAAUCUCGGACGAAGUGGCUCGACUCUUGCCGAUGCUCUUCGUCAGCAAUUACCAAGAGCACUAGAACAAAAUGCCCAUGUCAUCACGAUUUGGUUAGCAGUGAAUGAUUUCAAUCAGCAAAUAUUCAAUCCUUCGAUAUUAACAAGUUAUAAAGCCAAUUUAAACGAUAUGUUAUCUCAACUUCGAUCAAAAUCCAGCAAAGACACACGAAUUUUAGUAGGAAAUAUCCCCGAUCUAGCGCAAGUGAAUAUUUAUACAGCCUUUGGUAUAUCGAAGCAGUUUCUAAGUGCCCAAGUUGCACUAUGGAAUGACGCCAUUCGGGAUAUUGUACAGAAAAAUCAAUGCGAACUAGUUGAUUUGUUCGCUCAUUGGAAAGAAUUAGCUACACAUCCUGAAUACAUAUCUUACGAUGGAUUUCAUCCGUCGGCACAUGGAUAUACGAGAUUAGCGGACGUUUUUUAUCAACAAUAUUCACAUAACUAA